Messenger RNA from Halichondria panicea, 863 nucleotides. RefSeq lists its product as uncharacterized. Gene Ontology annotation, cellular component: nucleoplasm. NCBI's taxonomy places the organism in Eukaryota, Metazoa, Porifera, Demospongiae, Suberitida, Halichondriidae. The coding region runs from base 249 to 719 and encodes 156 amino acids. The transcript has 5 exons. Gene Ontology annotation, biological process: regulation of non-canonical NF-kappaB signal transduction. The record is from RefSeq and is a predicted model, not a curated record.
CCAGUGUCAUGUGACUGUUUUUUUUUGAAAGCUAGCUCUGGCUGUGAUCUUUGUGAUUUCGAUCUCGAUUGUGCCCAGUCUUGUUGGACUUGCAACUUGUGUAAAGUAUAAACUUUUGCUACAUGUAGCUGUGGCUAACUGCUGGCAUUGUGGCUAUUAGAAGUGCCCUACUGCUAGAUUGAGCAAUCUAGCAAGGCAUCUCAACUCAGCAAGGUAAUUUGACUGUUUUCCUGUUUCCAUAGUGCAUCAUGGAAGAGAGAAACUGGCUGCACUGUACUCUAUGUCGGUCUGGAAGGGAGGGAGCUAGCACACUGCAGAGAGCUCAUCUCAGAAAUGUGACCUGGCCUGAGCCAAACACUAGUCUGGCGGCCCCGAUUCAGGGACCUGUGGUGUACACAAGUCUGGAUGAUGCCUUUGCCAGUAUGAUGCAGCUCAUGUCGAUCAGCACAAGAAAGUGUAGUAGAUAUCACAACAGUCACAAGUCAGAACAUCGUUCACAAUCACAGGCUGUCAAGCAUAGACUUAAGUAUCAUUCUCCUCGACCGGUGGACCCAACACUUUCUAAUCCUCUCUCCAAGACUCCCUCUGUCCACGUGAACACAGUGCCUGGAACGUACGCUAUCACUGCUUCCAGGUGGGGAGGAAACUCGAGCACCACUCAUGUCAUCAGAGUAGACCCUGAACAAUCUGUCAGUCUGACUUUUGAUGUGAAUCUGUAGCACUUCUAGGGCUACAUGUACGCGUAUCAUUUUUACUUCAACUUUCACUAUUUUUUUCCCCCGAUCAUUGUAGUACAUGCCAUGUACGUACCUUGCUCAUUGCGUAUAAUUAUUAUCACAACGAGAAUGUUGUGAUGAACUUAA